Messenger RNA from Lymnaea stagnalis (great pond snail), 5753 nucleotides. Lineage: Eukaryota; Metazoa; Mollusca; Gastropoda; Lymnaeidae. The record is from the annotation of a GenBank genome assembly.
AAGAACAAUACCGGUAUUUUAUGUUGUUUUUAACUUCACUUUAAUUUGUAACAACAGUUAACUUUGGCAUAGGCUACAACUUGGCCCAAAGAGCUGGCUACGGGUUGGUAAACAGAUUAGUUGAAAAUUUUGAGUGUCCUCUUUUUCAUCUGAGGACUUAGGGUAACCCUAGGUAAGCGCAGAUGUUUAUUAAUAUUUAAAUAAUAAGGUAACAUAUUUUGUUAAUAUGAUAGAGUGUAUGCAGUUGCAUAGGAAGUUGGAUGUUCUGCAUGGGGGGGCACUUUGUCUGGAGUGGCUGCAUUUUCUGCCAAAUGCUGGGUUUGUUAUUUUUUGUAGAAUGGGCAGUAAGAGACUUUGCCUAUGAAUUAACUCGAUCUAUGCUACCAAACAUAACGACCUAGGCAAUCUACAAUAGCAAUUUCAUUAUUCAAUGUUUCUGGAGAAAAUUAUAAAAUCUCCUUAUUGAACUUAAUACCCUGAAAUAUUUUUUUUUAAAAGUCGGCUUUAGAACAUGUAUUUACGGAAUUUUAUAUUUUAAUUAAUACAAUGGUCUUAUUUAUAAAGUAGGCCUUAAUUAGAUCCUAAUAUUAGUGUAGUAUAAUUGGUAGCCUAACCAAAGUUACUAAAUAAAAUGACUUCUUUAUGGCCUAAAAUACUAAAAGUAGUUACAAUAAAUAUUUAACUGAGAAAUAUACUCUGUUUGAAAUCUUUUGUGCUAAUCAAUUAGAACAGGAGAGGCAAAUCCCGCUAGCUUGUUGAAAAAAAUGGCAAACUUUCUGUUGGUUUUAUCCGGUGCUUGCUGUUUUACUUAAAUUUCAGUAAUUAUUUUCCUGUCAUUUCAGCUUUAAACACCAUCACAUGUUUAAUAGUAAUAAUUAAUUAUUGUAAUUAUCUUCAACAGAAAAAGCAAUGGAUAAUAUAAACUCAGAAUCCAUGUCCAAACAGGCUCAACAAAUUUGGGCAAUGUUAGAUGACAUGUCAGAAAAUGAUCCAUCAGCUUAUAAGAAGUUUAUUGAGCGCCAGUUGCAAGAAGGGAAAGAACAUAUUUCUCCCCCAGAACCUCAUAUGUGUGUGCAAGCUACAUUAGUAGUAAGUAACUAUUAUAGUUUAUUAUUUUUGAGGGCAUAAAGACCAUUUUUUAUAUAAAUUAUGUAUUUUGAAAAACUUUAAUUUUAAUUUUUUUUUGGAUAUAAUCAAUAUUUUAUUUUUGAAAUAUCAUUUUUAUUAGAAUAAACGCUCUAAAUCAUUUCUCAGCAACAACAAAAGUUAUAUCAAAACUAUGUAUUUAAAUUUAAGAAAUAAAGAAGAUAGAGCUCAAUCGUAAAUUGAGCAGAAGAGCAAUUUAACAGUGGUGCAUAACAAUAACAGAGAACUUUCAUUAACAAUAUUUUAAAAAUGAGGAAAUUCUUUAAAAAAUUAUUAAUGAAUGGAAGAAUUAUUCAAAUGAGAUCAAGCUAUACUAAUCUGGUAAAAAAAAAACAACAGAGAACCUGCUCAAUACAUGGUAUGGUAGAGGAAAAUCCUCAGGAAAAUAUAUGUCCUAGUGAUACUGUGAUAGAAAAUGAUGUCUGGCGAAUCCGUACAAACCAAGAGCUUUACCAAUUGUACAAAGACCCCAUAGUGGAAAUAAUUUUUAAAAGUCAAACUGCACUGGGCAGGACAUGAAAGAAUGCUGGAUUGUAGAGCAGCAAAAGUUAUAUACAGGCAGAACCCUAGGGGCAGACGACUCACCGGUCGUCCAAUACUGAGAUGGAUAGACAAUGUAGAGAAGGAUUUCCACCAGUUGGGGGUUCGCGCAUGGAGGUGGAAAGCCAUGGAUCAUUCCCAAUGGAAGGAUGUGGUGGAGCAGGCCAGAGCCCUACAUGGGCUGUAGUGCCACUGAUGAUGAUGACAUAUAUUAAUCUGACUUUGCACUGACACGGCUGCAUCUAUACAUCAGAUCCAUUACCGUACCAUAUAAUUGGAGCAACAUACUGUGGAAAAAUAGAUGGAAGUUUAAUACCUGACUUGAUAUCAUAUAGCCUUAAACCUGUACCCCUUAUAAUGCUUCCAAAUACACUUUUAAAUAACAGAUUCCAGAUGGUAAUGAGGGGGAGAGACUGCAGUUGGGUUAGGUAAAAGGGUCAGGUUUUCCAAAACUUUAUUUUUCUCAUUUCCUAGAUAUUAGAUGGAAGUAUUGAAAGCUAAUAGAUGAACACUCAUUACAUCUGUAGCCCAUGAGAUAAGGAAAAUUUGAUAAUAACAUGUAUUUAAAUUAAUUAUAUGUAGAGCAAGUUAACUAGCAUUUAUCGGCAAAGGGCACAUUGUUUCUUAAUGUAAUGAUUACAAUUUAUAAUAUUUCAGACAAAACCUUCUAAACCCUUGUUUAUAAACUUUUGCUCCUGGAAGCGGAUCCCAGAACCAAAGUCACCUCAAGAUCCCGUGCCUGUUACAGGAACUAGACUUACACAUGAAAAAGGCAAGUCUCUCAAUCAGACAGAAAAAUUUAUUUUAUUUUUAACAUAUCAGGUAUUUUUAAAAAGAUAAGAAUUAGAUCUAUUCAGUCUUAGAUGAAAGGAAAUUGUUAAAAUUUAUUUUUCUAUUUGUAUACUUAAUUAUAUUUGUUUGUAUGUGGAUAAUUGGGGAGAUUAAUAUGUUACUUGGAUAAUUUGAUAACCAUAUUAAUACAUGAGGAGAGAAUUAUGCCUUUAGAGUGAGGUGUAAACAAAGCUGUCAUUGUCAUAAUUAGCAAAAAUAGAAAAGAUUUUAAAAUAAAAAGUUGCUUUUAAUUUUUAUUUGGAUCUUUUCUUUUUUUUGUUAGAAGUUGCCGGUAACUUAAUAUUAUAAUUUAAAAAAAUCAAGUUUGUUAAAGUCAAAUUAGAUUAAACAAGAAUUUAAGCCUGCCAUGCAAAAUAGUGUAGGUCACUACUAAUAGAGUAAGAAUCCUUCUUUAACUCAUUCAAGCUAUGCUAUUAGUAGUAAUUUUUUACAAUUUUGCAUUAAGGUCUGUAGGACCUAUAAUCUCAAUGGCUAAGGUCACAUGGAACACUUUCCACAUGCAUAGGCAAUGGCUCUGACAUCUGUUCAAAUAUUUAGAGUCAAUUCUAAAUGUUAAAAGGAUUGAGAAAGUCAAAAAGAUUAUUAGAUUCCUGACUCUUAAAAUUGAGAUGAUCUGGUACCUAGUAAAAGUAUACAAUCCUUACUUCAAAAGCACUGAGAAUUUGUUCAUUUUCUUUGCUCCUUUAUGCAGAUAAAUUUAUAAUUUAAAAAAUGGCAGUCGUUUCCUGUAUUCUGAUUACCGGGUACCUCACAACAUUUUUGUUUUUUAAAUGUAAAAUACCUUGCAUAAGAAACAAACCAAAAAUUCAAUGCUCACACUUUUAUGGUAGUUUUUUUGUAACCAAUACCUUAGUUGUGGGGCAAUGCUUGAACUUAUAACAAAUUGCCCUAUGCUAUUUUAGAUAUUCAUUUCUUUUCUUAAGGUGGUUUCUCUCUCACUUCCGUUGCAUUCAACCCAAGAGUGUUAGAGGAGUACGGUCGUAAUGCCAAAAACUCUGUAGAUGGUGACACUCUUAUACAGCUGGCUCUAGACUACAUUGAAGCUGAACAGAAGGUCAAGGUCACACGCACCUAUACUGUGCUACCAGUGGAGACGCCACACAAAGGUGACCUGAAUCUCAUCCAGCUCAGCUUUACCAAGUUAAACAAGCAGCAACCUCAGCCUCAAAAUGAUGUAGAGGAACUUGAAAAAAUGUUUGGCCCGCUCUCAACAAGAGAGAAAGACAGUCUGCUUUACAAACUCACCAACAUGGCUGGAAACGAUGCCACAGACAAAGAUGAACAUCCCGACAUUGUCUUAUCUGGCAUCCCAAGCACUCCAACCACCAGGGUUAAACUGAUAGAAGAACUGAAAGAUAUCAAGUUGACAACACCAAAAUAUUCCCUGGAGCCCCUGGAUGCUCCUAAUGGUAGACAACUUGUGUUGAGAGUGGAUCUGCCUGGUGUGAAGUCAGUUUCAGAGUGUGAAUUAGAUAUUUCAGAGGUAAUGCUUUUUUUUAAAUGUAAUUCUUUUAAGUACCGGUAACUGUUGAUAGAGCAGAUCAUCCCAAUGAUUAAAUAUUGCCCUUGAUGUACUAUAUUAUUAGACAUGUGGCACUUCACCUUUGAACAUCUGUCCUGUCGAUGGUAUUGGGGAGAGUCAUGUAUUACACUCUGAAAUCUGAUUAAAAGAUUUUUUGUAUUGGAGGAUGCAUAGUCAUUGGUGUCCCCAGAAGUAAAAAAAUGCACACUCUUACAGCAUUGUCCAAAUUAUUUGAUAUCAUAAUGAUUACGAUACUUAAAUUUUGUCAUGUUCUCUGGGUAUGAAAAUUAGACAUUGUGUGUGUGUAUUUAAGCACCGCAACCUGGGCAUACAAUAAAUUGUGUAUACACACAUAUACAGUAAGCCAUCAAUAAUCUGGACUACUCAGUAACUAAGAAAAUCUAGAUUGCCCAAAGAGAAACAAAAAUUAUCAAAAUGAGAAUCGCAUUGUGUUUUUAAGUGAAUGCAUUUGCAUCUCUAAACUUUACUAUAACAAAAAAAACAUUCUGGGCAGCGUUAUAAUAGUAGUCUUUCACAAGUCACCCAGUAAACCUAGACCUCAUUAUUUAAAACACAUAGGUUAUUACUUUUUUAAAGUAAAAUAUUUUAUGUGAUCUGACAGUGACCGGCAAUGGUGAAGGCGUAUGUAGGUUUUUUUUUCUGGUUAAUUCUUGUGAGCUUAUAGUUUAAUAUUUAAUUAACUGAACUGAAGCUUCCAGUUUAGCUAUGAGAAUUUAAAAAACGAUUAAGUCGAGGUUAAGCCACAGUAGGUCCAUAUUAUUAACGUAUGACUGUAUAAAUAUAUAUUUUCAUAGUCGUUAAAAAAUUAUCUUGCUUUUUUUUCCCCCCUAAGGAUGAUGUAAAACUUGUUGUGCCUGGUCAGUAUGAGCUAAAAAUCAAAUUGCCAAGUUGUAUAGAAGAUGAAGAAUCCUGUGCCAAAUUCAACAGAAAAACAAGUGUGUUAACAUUGACUAUGCCUGUUAAGACAUAAAUUGUUAUUUAAAUAUUUUUAUAUAAACAUAAUAUAAGUAUGCCAAUCACAAAUAUACUGGAGCUUUCAAUUCUCAGAUUAUUCAAUUCCACCUGAAAUUCAUUUCAGCUAAAAAAAUAUAUACCAGGUAUAUAAUUACAUUUGUCAUAAUUGAUAUAUUGGAACAUUAAGUGCACAACAUCUCCAUGAAGUAAAAGUAAAUUAACCUGCAUUUUCUCUAGAUAAACCAUAGCACAAGCCAGAAACUAAAUGAUAGUUAAAUUUAUUGAUUUAAAUCAAGCUCAUUCAUAAGUAGUAUGAAAAGCUUACUAAAUAAAAAAAAUAAUCUAUGUGACCAAACGCUUGAUUUCCAUCUAAUCUUAUUUCUACUGCUUAUAAAAUCAUAAAAAGAUUGUUUAGAUGUACCCGGUAGGUGAAAACCAAUUCAACUGCAAGUUAUUGCUGAAAACUCUCAGUGUGUGUUACUGUUAGCAUAAUUAAGUACAUUUAUGUAAAUAAUCACUUGUUGAUGUUUCUGAAAAGUCUUGUUCGGAUAAAUAAAGAUUUAUAUUUUUGUUAAUUUUGUUCUCACACAUUCAUCAAAGUUGUCUUAACUGUAUAUUCCAUUACUUAUUUGUGUAAUAAUGUUCUAAUUUAAUAGUAAUAGUAAUACUAACACCUUUGAUCUGAAAUUUAAAACUCAUUAAAUUGCAUUAGUGUUUC